UACCGCUACGACAGUAAUUAAUUCCGAUGAGGGAUCGGCGAGCGUCAAAACUUGCCGAACGUAAAUCAUCAGAAGCAUGGAGAAUAAAAAUGCCGGCCAUAAUGGAAUCAUAUUUGCCACAUUAUACUGUUAUUUAUAAUAUAAUUUUUACGUUUUAUAUCCUUCGAGGUCGUUGUGAUUUUCCCCGGGCGCCCUUUUGUAUUCAAGUUUUCAAUUCUACUAUAAUUUAAUUCAAUUUUAUUUCGAUGUCAAUAAUUUGUCAAAAUGCCGGCACGUCAAUCAAGUCUAUCGACAAUCGUGACGUCACAAAAGUACAACGCAAGCAUAUAUAAUCGACGAGGUUGGCUCACUUUACACUUGUCAUUCAUGUCCUCUGUAUCGAUCAAACUUUUGAAACGAUAUGAUUGUGUGUUUGGGGCCGUUGGGGUCCGGCAAAACGCUGUUGUUGCGAAGCCUGUCGACGGGCGGGAGCGUCGAUACGACGACGACGGCCGUCCCGACGACCGGCACCGAUUUGUUGACCGUCAAAAUCGACGGAAAACGGUACGAAAUACGCGAAAUCGGGGGCGCCAUGGCGCCCAUGUGGCCGAAAUUCUUCGAGGACGUCGCCAAAGUUAUCUACGUGGUGGACGCGUCGAAUUUGUGUCAAAUAUCGGCCGCCUGCGUGCUUUUGUACACCGUUUUGGUGCAUCCGUCGUUAAGGAACGUGCCGAUCCUGCUGGUGCUGACGAAAAUGGACGUCAGUUACAGGCAGAUGAGGAACGAGGCGCUGCUUAUGCUGCAAAUGAGGCGCCUGCAGAAGGAGCUGCGCCAGAAGAUUACCAUUACGGAAUAUAGCGCUAUCACGGAAGAAGGAAAGAAGGACAUUCUAAAUUGGAUAACGAAGAAACAUUGAUAAAAUAAAUAAAUUAGUAUUUUUUCCAUGUAUUAUUUUAAAAUUGAGGCCUCUAGUUUCU
Molecule: messenger RNA, 956 nt
Organism: Phyllotreta striolata
Lineage: Eukaryota; Metazoa; Arthropoda; Insecta; Coleoptera; Chrysomelidae
Source: the annotation of a GenBank genome assembly